UCUAAGGAAGGGGAGAGAAGAGGAGACGGUCAGACCAUGCUGUCUUGUUCUAACUUCUUACACUUUACUGUUAUUGUUUCUUUGUUUGAACUUCUCAAAAGUUUUAGCUAAAAUAUCAUUUAGUUAUGAACCAUCCUCAAAGAUUCUUUAAUUUCAAGUUCCCCAACGUUAACGAAAUAACGUUGAUGCUAAGAUAAUGUGUAAUAGUGUCCUUAUAAGAUUGAUGUGAUUGUCAAUUUGUCCUGUCCACGUCGACUAGGACUUAGGAGAGUGAUCUAUGUGAGUUAAACUACCGUUGAAAUUGUAAUAGUUGGAUACAAUAGUGAUGGGGAAGAAUAAGCUUAUUAGUAAAUGGAAGAAGGAAAAAACGAGAUAUUGACCCCCCCAAAGUAGACAAAAGGUUUGGCGGAUCAAGACACCCACUAUACUUGGGAUAGAUACGUAUAUAAAUACAUAAAUGAGUGAGAAAACAUAUUUGAAAUAGAUAGACAAGAGAGAAGGUAAAAGAACAAGAGAGGAACAAGAGCAUGUUGUGAUAGUGAAGGACCUUCCCCCCACCUGCAUUCAAUGCUUGUCUUACUCUCUCUCUAGCACAGAAUAUAGUAUCUGAACAAGAAGGAGGUCAUGUCUUGCUCUGUGAAGCGUGGGCUCAAGAUGGUGUUUUGUUUCAUUCUUCUGCUUUUGUCAUCCAACUUUGGUUGUGCCACUGCUCGGCGUCUAAGGUUUCACAAGCAUCAUCACAAGUUUGCUUCUUUGGUACAAGACGCCAGGAGGGUGCUAGGUGGAGAGGAGACAGGGGAAGAUGUAGUAGUCAUGGAUUAUCCUCAGCCUCAUCGCAAGCCUCCCAUCCACAACGAGAAGGCUUGAUUAUAUAUAUCAAACAUCAUAUACUGUCAUAUGUUAGUGACAAAAAAAAAAAAAAAUACUGUCAUAUGCAUUCACCAUUUUGGUGGUUGUAAUGACUCUUGUGCUAAUUUAUAUUAUAUUUCAUGACCAAAGUAUGUUGUUAUU
Molecule: messenger RNA, 1011 nt
Organism: Brassica napus (rape)
Lineage: Eukaryota; Viridiplantae; Streptophyta; Magnoliopsida; Brassicales; Brassicaceae
Product: protein GOLVEN 1
Exons: 2
Coding region: 625-867 (80 amino acids)
Source: RefSeq, a predicted model, not a curated record